UUCUUGGCCAUUAUUACAUGGGCAGUUCUUAAUUUUUCUUAUUUGCAUCAGAAUAAAUGUAUUUUUUUUUCUUUUUGGUGCAGAAUCUGACAAAGAUUAGGAAUUGUUGGAAGGAGAUAAACUUGUCGAUGGAAGAGUUCAUGAGAGUUGAACAUGAAUCAGAGGACCAAACCGAAUCACUCGUUGAAGAAGAAGAACCAGAGGAAGAAAAUGGAGGAGUGGAAACGACAACAUAUCACGGUUACGACAAAGAUAUCAAUGCCACUAAUGGUCCUGAAAAGGAAUUGCAGGAAUCUCUUAGCGUGGAGAGAGAUGGGAAGUACCUGAACAUUCACUUCGAGUGUCAUUGUGGAAAGAGAUAUCAUUUCCUACUUGUUGGUGGAAGUUGCUUUUACAAGCUUUUGUAG
Morus notabilis is the source of this 407-nucleotide messenger RNA. RefSeq lists its product as uncharacterized. The record is from RefSeq and is a predicted model, not a curated record. NCBI's taxonomy places the organism in Eukaryota, Viridiplantae, Streptophyta, Magnoliopsida, Rosales, Moraceae. The coding region runs from base 57 to 407 and encodes 116 amino acids. The transcript has 2 exons.